AUGAAGAGAAACUUACUGGAACCUGGAGACCUCAGUCUGACCCUGAAACACCCCACAGAUGGAGACAACUCCACCUACACCUGCACCGUCUACAGCAGGGAGGGAAACAUCCUGAUGAGAAACAAGUGGAGCUGAAAGUCAGAGUCCCCCGGGUGGAGGUGGAUUCAGGGGUGGAGUCUGUCCAGCUGCCCUGCAAAAGAACACCUCACCUGCCUGAAGAUGCUAAAGUGGAGUGGAUGGAUAACAAUGCAAAGGUCCACGUGUAUAAGAACGGCUCUGACCAGCCUGAAGAACAGCACCAGGUUUACAGAGACCGAACGAAGAUGAAUGAAGACCUGCUGAGAACUGGAGACCUCAGUCUGACCCUGAAAUACCCCACAGAUGGAGACAACUCCACCUACACCUGCACCAUCUACAGCAGGGAGGGAAACAUCCUGCUGAAGAAACAAGUGGAGCUGACAGUCAGAGUCCCCCGGGUGGAGGUGGAUUCAGGGGUGGAGUCUGUCCAGCUGCCCCUCAAAACCACUCUUCCCCUGCCUGAAGAUGCUAAAGUGGAGUGGAAGGAUAACAAUGCAAAGGUCCACGUGUAUGAGAACGGCUCUGACCAGCCUAAACAACAGCACCAGGUUUUCAGAUACCGAACGAAGAUGAAUGAAGACCUGCUGAAAACUGGAGACCUCAGUCUGACCCUGAAAUACCCCACAGACUGGGACAACUGGAUCUACACCUGCACCUGCAGCAGGAAGGGAGACAUCCUGCUGAAGAAACAAGUGCAGCUGAAAGUCAGAGUCUGUCAGGUGGAGGUGGAGGAGGGGCGGAUUCUGUCCAGCUGCCCUUCAAAACCACACAAAACCUGCCUGAAAAUGCUGAAGUGGAGUGGUACGCUAUGA
Molecule: messenger RNA, 890 nt
Organism: Pelmatolapia mariae (spotted tilapia)
Lineage: Eukaryota; Metazoa; Chordata; Actinopteri; Cichliformes; Cichlidae
Product: V-set domain-containing T-cell activation inhibitor 1-like
Exons: 4
Coding region: 237-890 (217 amino acids)
Biological process (GO): regulation of cytokine production; T cell receptor signaling pathway
Cellular component (GO): external side of plasma membrane
Molecular function (GO): signaling receptor binding
Source: RefSeq, a predicted model, not a curated record